GAAACUUUUAAAUCCCUAAAACUGGAAAAAUAUUGUAAAGCGACAGCUUAUAGGGUUAUUUUUGCCUCUUCACCAUGGACAAGGACGCUAGCGUGAGAUCAGUGUUCGAGAGUGAGGCUGCUGGAGAGGAAAUUGUCGAGAAUAACAGAUGCAAGCCCCAUACUGUGAUUUCUGUGGAGGGAUACGACACUAGUCUGCCUGAGGACGAUAUCAAGAGUGAAUUGAUUAAUCACUUCAAAUCAUGUGGCGAAGUCUUUAAUGUUAUUCUUCGCGAAGACCCAGAUAGCCCUAAUCUCGACACACGUGCUUUGGUUAUUCUUCUCGGAGAAGGCGCAGAAGAGAAGGCCUUGCAACUUAAUGGAACUGACAUUGGUGGAUGGAAGGCUCUUGUUAAAGUUGAACCAGAGGAGGAGGAAGAAGACGAGGAGACACAGCGUUAUGAAUCCUUUCUGAUUGACGAACUAACGAAUGACCGCAGAUUUUGGUAUGGCGUUACCGUUAGCGGAUAUAACACUUCCCUUCCUGCAGAUGAAGUAAAGACUUGUUUGAAACAACACUUCUCUUCUUGUGGAGAGAUCACCCAUGUUUUUGUCUCUACUCUCGAAAAGAUUACUAAUAUCUAUUUUCACCAAGAAGAAGGAGAAGCUAGGGCGCUGCAUCUUUCUGGAAGUGAAGUGGGAGGAUUCAAAAUAGAUGUUGAGCGCGUAGCUACAAUCUUUACUAACUGUCCCCCUCCCUUUCCCUCUCCCUCCGAUGAAAUUUAUUUCGGCUACUGUAUCCCAGCUCAUAUGAUUGAGUUUUCCGGCGUGAUCGAGGACAAGGUCGCUGCUUUUAAGAAGCAGAGGAGGUUGAUCUAGAAAUCUCUCUCCCUCUCUCUCUCAAGAAGCUCUAGCCCUUUUUCAGAAAAAAAAAGCUCUAUCUUUGGUGUUUCUUUUUUUUUUCUAUCUUUGGUGUUUGGUAAUAAAUAAAUCGUUUGAGACUAUACAAUGCAACCUUGGGGCUUUCUUCCUUAUGUUUAA
Molecule: messenger RNA, 1019 nt
Organism: Raphanus sativus (radish)
Lineage: Eukaryota; Viridiplantae; Streptophyta; Magnoliopsida; Brassicales; Brassicaceae
Product: nucleolin 1-like
Exons: 5
Coding region: 75-857 (260 amino acids)
Molecular function (GO): nucleic acid binding
Source: RefSeq, a predicted model, not a curated record